UCCAUCACAUCUGCUGCAACACCAGAGUCCAUAUCCGGACUAUAUCCAAAUACUUUCUGUUAUUAUCUAAUGUUUGCUGAUCUAUAUUGCCUUCAAAAAUACUGAUAGAUUUUUGAAGGCAAUAUAGUGGAAACAUUUAAAUAUCUGGUUUGGUGUCUGCUUAUAUGGAAGCGCAGGUGACUCGACGCUGCAGAGACAGAGUAAGUGCUGGAGAUCUCACUCUUCAACAUGAAUCACACACAAACACCCCGAGAUCAGGAUUUCUCUCCAGGAUGCAGUUCAGUUGAUCAGAAGAGAUCAGAAGCAGAGCCCAGCUGUGUGUCUGUGAGGAGUGAUGCUUCUUUGUUUCAUCUAAUUGACUUUAAGAGUGAUGACACAAGGUCAAUCCUGCAACACAGAUCAGUAACAAAACCCUUCUGUAAGAAAUAUGACCAGUCUAUGAAUCAACCACAACACAACACGUAUCCUGGUGUGAGCCAUGAAGUCCUAAACACGUUCAGAUCAAAUCUGCAGCAGAAGUUUGAGCGUCUGUAUGAGGGAACAGCGACACAGAGAAACUCAACACUCCUGAAUGAGAUCUACACAGAGCUCUACAUCACAGAGAGUGAGAGUGGAGAGAUCAGUAAUGAACAUGAGGUGAGACAGAUUGAGACACAAUCCAGGAGAGAAGCAACCGAGGACACAGCCAUCAAAUGCAGUGACAUUUUUAGACCUUUACCUGGACAAGACAAAGCCAUCAGAACUGUGCUGACAAAGGGAGUCGCUGGCAUUGGAAAAACAGUCUCUGUGCAGAAGUUGAUCCUGGACUGGGCUGAAGGGAAAGAGAAUCAGGACGUCCAGCUCAUAUUUCCACUUCCUUUCAGAGAAAUCAAUCUGAUGAAGGACAAAACACUCAGUCUUUCAGACCUUCUUCAUGUGUUUUUCCCUGAAACUAAAGAAAUGGAGAUAUCCAGUGAUGAAUAUAAAGUGUUGUUCAUCUUUGAUGGUCUGGAUGAGUGUCGUCUGUCUCUGGACUUUAAGAGUAAAGUGAAACUGUGUAAUAUAUCUGAAUCAGCCUCAGUGGACGAGCUGCUGAUGAACCUCAUUGUGGGGAAUCUGCUUCCCUCUGCUCUCAUCUGGAUCACCUCCAGACCAGCAGCAGCUGAUCUCAUCCCCUCUGAGUGUGUCCAUCGAGUGACAGAGGUACGAGGCUUCAAUCAGCCACAGAAGGAGGAAUACUUCAGGAAGAGAAUCAGUGAUCAGAGUCUGGCCGACAGGAUCAUCUCACACCUGAAGUCAUCAAGGAGCCUCUACAUCAUGUGCCACAUCCCAGUGUUCUGCUGGAUCUCAGCCGCUGUUCUGGAGAAGAUGUUGAGUCGAGGAAAGAGAGGAGAGAUUCCCAAGACUCUCACUCAGAUGUACACACACUUCCUGAUCCUUCAGACCAACAUCAAACAUGAGAAGGACUAUGAGAAGAAGGGGAAAGAUGAAGACAUGAUCCUCAAACUGGGGAAAGUGGCUUUUGAGCAGCUUGUGAAAGGAAACCUGAUCUUCUACGAGGAAGACCUGAGAGAGUGUGGCAUUGAUGUGACAGAAGCAUCAGUGUACUCAGGAUUGUGCACUCAGAUCUUCAGAGAGGAGCUGGGCUUGUAUCAGGGGAAAGUCUUCUGCUUUGUUCAUCUGAGCAUUCAGGAACAUCUAGCAGCUCUAUAUGUGCACCUCUCCUGUACAAACCACAACAGAAAUGUGUUUGAGCCAAUCACCAAACAGAGUUUACUGUCUAAAGUGAAGAAACAGUUUAAACUCAGUUCAUCAGAACAUGAUUCAUUAUCUGAGCUGCAUCAGAGAACUGUGAAAGAGGCUCUACAGAGUAAAAAUGGACAUCUGGAUCUUUUCCUGCGGUUCCUUCUGGGUUUGUCAGUGGAGUCUCAUCAGAUUCUCCUUCAACGAAUAAUGAAGCUGAAAAGAAGCAGCUCUGACAGAAAUGAGAAAACAGUCGAGUACAUCAAGGAGAAGAUCAGGACCAUUGAGUCUCCAGAGAAAUCCAUCAAUCUGUUCCACUGUCUGAAUGAACUGGGUGAUCGUUCACUAGUGGAGGAAAUACAACAGUAUCUGAAAUUUGGAGGAAUAAAGGAAGCCAAUCUCUCUUCAUCUCAGUGGUCAGCUUUAGUUUUUGUGUUGUUGACAUCAGAAGAGGAACUGAAUGAGUUUCAUCUUGAUAAAUUUGUUAAAGGAAAGGAUAAUCCUGAAAAUAUGAAAGUUCUUCAGAAGUUGCUGCCUGUGAUUAAAGAAUCCAGAUCAGUUCAGUUGAGAGAUUGUGGCGUCACAGAUGAAGGUUGUUCUGCUCUGACUUCAGCUCUGAGAUCAAACCCCUCACACCUGAGAGAACUGAAUCUGUCUGGGAAUAAACUAAGAGAUUCAGUGAAGCUGCUUUCUGAUGUACUACAGGAUCCUCACUUUAAACUGGAGAAACUGGGGUUGAGAGAUUGUGGCGUCACAGAUGAAGGUUGUUCUGCUCUGACUUCAGCUCUGAGAUCAAACCCCUCACACCUGAGAGAACUGGAUCUGUCUGAGAAUAAACUAAGAGAUUCAGUGAAGCUGCUUUCUGAUGUACUACAGGAUCCUCGCUGUAAACUGGAGAAACUGUGGUUGAGAGAUUGUGGCGUCACAGAUGAAGGUUGUUCUGCUCUGACUUCUGCUCUGAGAUCAAACCCCUCACACCUGAGAGAACUGGAUCUGUCUUACAAUAAACUAAGAGAUUCAGUGAAGCUGCUUUCUGAUGUACUACAGGAUCCUCAGUGUAAACUGGAGACACUCGGGUUGAGUGGUUGUUGCAUCACAGAUGAAGGUUGUUCUGCUCUGACUUCAGCUCUGAGAUCAAACCCCUCACACCUGAGAGAACUGAAUCUGUCUCACAAUAAACUAAGAGAUUCAGUGAAGCUGCUUUCUGAUGUACUACAGGAUCCUCGCUGUAAACUGGAGAAACUGUGGUUGAGAGAUUGUGGCGUCACAGCUGAAGGUUGUUCUGCUCUGUCUUCAGCUCUGAGAUCAAACCCCUCACACCUGAGAGAACUGAAUCUGUCUGGGAAUAAUCUAAGAGAUUCAGUGAAGCUGCUUUCUGAUGUACUACAGGAUCCUCGCUGUAAACUGGAGAAACUGUGGUUGAGUGAUUGUGGCGUCACAGAUGAAGGUUGUUCUGCUCUGACUUCAGCUCUGAGAUCAAACCCCUCACACCUGAGAGAACUGAAUCUGUCUGGGAAUAAACUAAGAGAUUCAGGAGUGAAGCUGCUUUCUGAUGUACUACAGGAUCCUCGCUGUAAACUGGAGAAACUGUGGUUGAGUGAUUGUGGCGUCACAGAUGAAGAUUGUUCUGCUCUGACUUCAGCUCUGAGAUCAAACCCCUCACACCUGAGAGAUCUGGAUCUGUCUUACAAUAAACUAAGAGAUUCUAGUAAGAAGUUACUCUCUGAUCUGAAGAUGGAUCCACAUUAUAAACUGGAGACAUUAUCCUGUUGACUCUCAGUGUUUAGACGUCAGUUCAGUUUCCUCAGGAUCAGCUGAUGGUGAAUAAGGAGCCGCUUCAGAGACGUUCGAGAUGUUCAUUUUCCUGACUGACUCCUAACACUCGUUAUCUAAUUAUUGAUGUUGACAAAAUGAGAAUGUUAAAUUAGAUUUAAAUUAAAUUGGAAGGAAUAUGUUUAUGUGAACCACUGAAAGUUAUUGCACACGGAUCUUGUGGGAAACAUUUGUAUUCGUGCAGAAUGAGAUGUUGAUAUAUUUCUCUUUAAAUACUUUUUAUUUCUAAAUGUUUAUAUGUUGUUUAUAACAAAUAAUUUUAUAGCUGCUUAUAUUUUCUGCUUUGUAUUUUCCUCUGUUCUGAAUACUGUAAAAUUUAAAGGAUUCGCAAAUGAUUUUUUCUUCUCUCAACACAAUUUUGACUGAUAUAUGUACAGCAGAUAUUUUAUAUGUAUUUUUUAUCCAUGCAGCAAAUGUUUUUCAAAAAUGUUUAAAAAAAAAGCUUUUGGGAGAAAAAAAGUUUUUUAUCUUUAUAAGUAAAAAAUUGUCAUGAAUUUGCAAACCAAUUUACAACCAGCUGGGAACAAAAGAGCUCGCUGUAAUUGACUAAACUCAGAUUGCUGUUAUACAUGUAUUGCAAAUGAAUAAAUCAAGAGAUGUUUAGAGCUCAGUCUA
Messenger RNA from Carassius auratus (goldfish), 4170 nucleotides. RefSeq names its product NACHT, LRR and PYD domains-containing protein 3-like. Gene Ontology annotation, molecular function: protein binding. The transcript is spliced from 13 exons. NCBI's taxonomy places the organism in Eukaryota, Metazoa, Chordata, Actinopteri, Cypriniformes, Cyprinidae. The record is from RefSeq and is a predicted model, not a curated record. The coding region runs from base 229 to 3495 and encodes 1088 amino acids.